Spinacia oleracea (spinach) is the source of this 828-nucleotide messenger RNA. RefSeq names its product NAC domain-containing protein 53-like. Gene Ontology annotation, biological process: regulation of DNA-templated transcription. Gene Ontology annotation, molecular function: DNA binding. The coding region runs from base 1 to 828 and encodes 275 amino acids. The record is from RefSeq and is a predicted model, not a curated record. NCBI's taxonomy places the organism in Eukaryota, Viridiplantae, Streptophyta, Magnoliopsida, Caryophyllales, Amaranthaceae. The transcript is spliced from 3 exons.
AUGGUUCACCAACACUAUUUGAUUGUAAAAGAGAAUGACUUAACAUUUUCAAUUCAUACGGAACAUGCAGUGUACACCGGAAUGUCCGGUGGCUAUCUUCAACGAAGAGAUAAUGACAAGUUACCACCCGGAAUGAGAUUCACCCCGACAAACGAAGAACUCAUUGUGUAUUACCUGAAACACAAGAUUUUAGGAAAACCCUUAGGGCGUCACAUGAUUGCUGAUAUGGAUGUCUACAACUUUGAGCCUUGGGAUCUUUCCUCAUUCUCUCCAAUAAAAUCAAAAGAAAGGCAGUGGUAUUUCUUCUGCCCUAGAGGUACAUCUAAAAAGAGGCAGACAAGAGAAGUGAAUUGGAAGUACAGGAAAGGAAUUGAGAGGACAAAUUGGAUGAUGAAGGAGUAUAUACUCAAUGGGGAACCAACAUCAUAUCUUGGUGUCUAUCAAAAAACAUUCGUAAUAUGCCGAAUAUAUGAAAAAUGUGGAGCGGGUCAUAAAAAUGGAGAAACAUACGAAGCCCCUUUUGUGGAGGAAGAUUGGGAGGGCAAGUUUAAAACAAAUGAUGCAGUCGAACCAUCCACACUCAUGGCUACUGAAGUAGUUGCAUCUCACUUCGUUGCAAACAUGCAGGAUCCAAACGAUGAACACACUUUUUGGGAAAGCCUUUCAAACAUUCCAAGCACAAGCACGGCAUAUAAUGCUUCUGACAUUGGUCUCAAUCAGACAUUCAUGGAAAUGGAAGAAAAUGAUACUUUAACUUGCUGCUCGGAUACUUUAACAACUAGAUAUAAUUAUCAUGUUAUGAAUCGAACAAUUAGUGGUUUAUCUUGA